Messenger RNA from Siniperca chuatsi (mandarin fish), 3107 nucleotides. RefSeq names its product E3 SUMO-protein ligase ZBED1-like. Bases 268 to 2316 code for a protein of 682 amino acids. The transcript has 2 exons. The record is from RefSeq and is a predicted model, not a curated record. Lineage: Eukaryota; Metazoa; Chordata; Actinopteri; Centrarchiformes; Sinipercidae. Gene Ontology annotation, molecular function: DNA binding; protein dimerization activity.
AUCGUAUACAGGACUCGGGGAUAUCUGCAUGCCUGUUGGAUAAUAAAUUAUAUUAUUUUCUUUAUGAAAACGAGGCUUCAACAAAAUCAUACCUACACUGGCCUCACUGUUACUUUCUGUUUGGGCAUAUGCCGAAGUGAAACAGGUCACAAACUGUUUAUUACCCCAAAGACCUAUUUUUGCCAUGACAGUCGGUGCUAACAUUAGCUAGCUUGCUAAACUACCGUAAAAAAAAUUCGGAUAAGACAUUUGCCAGCUGCACAAAACAUGAAGCGUACGGGGAGGCGACGGAGCUCUGUGUGGGACUGCUUUGAACAAGUAGGGAACUUCGUCCGCUGCAUGAAAUGUGACGCUACUUUGAAGUACUGCGGCGGAGCCACCAGCUCCAUGAUGAACCACAUGAGUAGGCAUCAUCCGUCCACGACGCCGCUAGACGAAGACGAGAAACCGGUGAUUUGUACAGUUCAGUGCAUCGAGGAAGAGAGUGCCGCUAAUUCGGACAUCAUGCAGGUUGCUAUCAUGUCUCCCAACAUGAGCUUGACUAACAACCCCACCGAGCGUGACUACGGAGAGAGGAAGCGCCUGAAGCGGAGCUCUGUUUGGGACAUUUUCAUCAAAGUGGACGACGAGGUACACUGCACGAUGUGCGACACAAAGCUGAAAUACAGGAGCAGCACCACCAGCAUGAUGUAUCACAUUAAAAACAAGCACACGGACACUAUGCCUAAUGAUGGUGUGUCGCUGGCAACACAUACAGAGGUGACUGAACUUAUCUCCAGAAUGAUAGAGAAGGACAUGCUUCCCAUCAAUAUAGUUAAUGGUGAGGGUUUUCGUGAGCUACUUGCAUACACUGUGCAUAAUUAUAAAAUCCCAUCUGCUGGCGAUAUUACACGCCUUAUUGAAGGCCACUUCCAUGAAAAGGUGGAGGAGCUUGUAGUGCAGCUGGGUAGAGUGGAGAAAGUGGCCCUCACUGCUGACUUCUGGACAGCCCUCCCAUUUCAGAGGUACAUUACAGUUUUCUGUUCAUUCAUAACAGAAGACUGGCAGGGGAGGUCAGCUGUGCUGCAGACACACAAGCUAUCAUCAGACAGUCACACUACUAGAGACACUGUCACAGAGAGGCUUCUAAACACUGUGCAGACCUGGGGUAUUGCUGGGAAAGUGACUGCAUGUGUUCAUAACAACACACAGGACAUCUUGUCAGCCCAUUCGUGCGCCCAUGUCACCUGGGACUAUGCCACUUGCUUUGCCACUACAUUGCAGCUCGCAGUCAGUGAUGGGCUGAGUGACGAUCUAGUCCGCAUCAUUGUUGCUGCAGGGAAAGUAGUCAAGCACUUCAAUCACAACUUGCUGGCAAGUGAGGCCUUGGAGCAGAAGCAAGUUCAGAUGUGCCUGCCACAGCACAAGCUUAUCCAGUCGAAGAAAGCUAGAUGGGACACGAUCUGUGAUAUGUUUGAACGGUUGCUUGAGCAACGGUGGGCAAUUAAAGCUGUGCUCUCUGAUCGCACAAUCACCCACCGACAGGAAGCUCACAUCCUUGAGAUUGAAGAUGAUUACUGGCAAAUAAUUGAGAAUUUCACACCCGUUCUGGCAACGCUGAAAUGGGCGACAACAGUCAUAUCUGCUGAGACAGAGGUAUCCAUUUCAAACAUCUAUCCAAUCACGUUCAGCCUCAUUCAGACCCACCUUGUGCCAAAAGAGAAUGAUGUUGAACAAGUCUCUGAGUUCAAGCUGAAAGUUCAGAAGUCACUUAGAAAUCACAUGGAGAUUGACUCUAAUGACCUAGCCUCCAAACCAGCUCUGAUUGCCUCGAUGCUGGACCCUCGUCACAAACAUCUCAGCUUCCUGACGCCAACGGGGAGACUGGCUGCAAAGGUUAAACUGCAUGAACUGGUUUCAAAAUUAGAUGUGAUAACUACUACUGUGGGCCCAAAGGAUGAACAGCAGGAGACCCUGGUCACACCUGAUAUUAGCCAGGUGGCUAUGCCAUCACAAAUGAGAAGUGACACCAAAAACACCAUGAUGUUGCUCCUAGGAGACAACUACAGUUCCUCCUAUGCCACGGACUCUGAAGCUCAGGUAGAUUACUAUUUGAGAGACAUUGCUCCCUCAUUGGACAUAAACCCUCUUGACUGGUGGAGGGUAAAUGGACCAAGAUUCCCCAAACUGGCGACUCUGGCGAGACACUAUUUGUGUGUACCUGGGGUAUCACUGCCAUCUUUAUUGUCAGAGGCUGGACAAACAUAUGCAACAAUGCGUACAAGACUGAGCCCAGAGCAUGUUGACAUGAUGAUCUUUGUAAACAGAAAUGCAUAACUUGCAUUAUCCUACAUGAUGGAGAUGUACACUGACUUUCUAUACUAAUAAUAGAGUAAGGUUACUGUAGGGCAGUGGGGGACAAGAGGCGGCGUGUGCAAGUUAGGUAGACGCCUUGAUUGGAUGUCAGGGAGGAUGAGGAGAUGGCAGGGCUAUUAAGACAGCAGGUACUCUCCCACUGUUGAAAUGCUGUGUAUGCUGGGGCUAAUAAUGCUACAAAAACCUUUUUUUUCCCCAGUCAACAAAGUUAGAAAUUUCCCUCAGCAGCUGCUGUGAGCUGAGCUGCAGUCAAAUACUUAACUAUACCUUAAUGUAGUUCCCAACAUUAAAACCCAGUGAUUUGUCUUAUCACCUCACUUGACUUGAUGGCUGACAUUCCUGGCUUAAAACAGUGGGUAGUGAGCCAGUGGUAAAAUUAUGUCAGCAAUAUCUGAAUAAACACAUGGGGGCUACAAAUCCUUGGUAUUCAACAUCAAACAUCAGGCAUACCAAGCAUCUAUUGCAGGCUGCUAACAGUGUUUCAAGCUGCAAUCUUUCAUAUGCCUCAUUUACCUUAACACAGGUAUUAUGUUUUGUAUAUGGUGGUUAUGGACACAUAUUUUGAAUAGAUUUCAAAAUACAGAAGAAGAAAAAUCAGUGUUUUGUUACCUUUAUAGCAUACUGAGUAUUUGUAUUGUCAUUACAGCUAGACACUAACUGACCAAACUAACCACUGUAUUAUUACCAGUAUCAUUGUGAUGUCUGUUGUGUCUCUCAAUAUGCUAUUCCAAGAUAAAAUACAUACAGCUGUA